This is a messenger RNA of Klebsormidium nitens, 1676 nucleotides long. The record is from the annotation of a GenBank genome assembly. NCBI's taxonomy places the organism in Eukaryota, Viridiplantae, Streptophyta, Klebsormidiophyceae, Klebsormidiales, Klebsormidiaceae.
GUCUUGUGUGCAAGGUUGGAACACCGUUUAGAAUAACCCAAGAAUGAAGGUAGUGGUAUGAUUAUCAAACGCAAUGCUGUGGAUUUGUUUGCUGCUGCAGCUGUAGCUUCACUUCCCAUGCACUGAUGCAGGGGGUGCAGUGAAGGUCAGGGCGCAUUGGGAGAAAGUUUUGACUUCUCAGGCGUUUUUGGGGGUUCUGUUCAUUUGUGACCAUCAGCGUUCAAAUCUGCGUUGUACUUGUUAAAACGAACACACCGGCAUGGGAGCAAUCUCGCAUGCAAUUGCACGCACAACAGUCCGCCAGUUUCAAAGCAAUUCACGCUGCUCAUUUCUUUUCUCGUCCCAUAAGAGCACUGAGCUGCUUUAUAGAUACACACCAGUGAGCCUUGAGAAGUCUCAUCGGGUCUCAGCAUUGAGUCCAAACGUUUCACAACACCUAGAGUUUCCCAGACAAUUGAGCCUGCCAUCACGCUGCCAAGUAACAGGGAGUGAGAAAUUCCAGCUUUUUGUAGCUGGAUCAAGAGGUUUUAGUAGCACCCAACACCAGGGAGCAUUUGACCCAAUCUUUCACACGUUCCUGCCUGGAACUUUAGAAAGGACUGGGCGCAGCAGAAGUGUAAGGUCGAUGGCUUCGUCAGCUCCUGCCAGUGCGUCAGGAUCAAAGGUUGAUAAUGCGGAGGCGUUCCAAGGAAAGGUCAAGCUGGCUGUGUGUCAGCUCUCAAUUGUUGCUGAGAAGCAGCAGAACAUCGACCAUGCCAGGGAGGUGAUCGAGAAGGCCGCUGAUGAUGGUGCCAGGCUGAUUGUGCUGCCAGAGAUGUGGAAUUGCCCCUACUCCAACGACAGCUUCCCCACCUAUGCAGAGGAUAUCGAUGGAGGGGCCUCGCCAUCAACUGACAUGCUUUCUGACACAGCCAGGGCCAGGAAAGUCACCAUAAUUGGAGGCUCGAUUCCCGAGCGGAGCGGCGGAAAGCUGUACAACACGUGCUGUAUAUACGGAUCCGAUGGCAAGCUUCUAGGGAAGCACAGGAAGAUGCACCUUUUCGACAUCGACAUACCUGGCAAGAUCACCUUCAGGGAGUCCGACACGCUCUCACCGGGAAACACGUUCACUGUGGUGAAGACAGACGUUGGUUGCAUCGGCGUUGGGAUCUGCUACGACAUUCGAUUCCCCGAACUCGCGAUGCUGAGCGCCGCAAAAGGAGCUCAGAUCCUGUGCUACCCCGGCGCCUUCAACAUGACGACCGGGCCGCUCCACUGGGAGCUCCUCGCCAAGGCACGGGCGGUCGACAAUCAGCUCUUCGUUGUGACAUGUUCGCCCGCUAGAGAUGACGGAGCCGGCUACAUCGCCUGGGGCCACUCCACCGUCAUUGGUCCGUUCGGCAAAGUCGAGGCUGCGCUGGAGGAGAAGGAGGGCGUGUUACUGUUGGACAUUGAUCUGUCCGAAAUCGAAACAAGAAGGACGAAUAUGCCGUUGGAACAUCAACGAAGACACGAUGUGUACCAGCUGGUAGAGAUCACUGACAGGAACCGCUCGGCGCUUUGAAGGGGCAACUCUAGCUAACGCUGAGUGCUUUGAUAUAAUCCGCCACUAGCAAUCAUGUGCAUGUGUCACACAGCGCGCUGGCCGGGCACAUGACCGCGGUCCAACUGCUUCACGAUCGUUUCAAGAAGGGCGG